AGCUAAUUGGAUGGGUAUGAGCAUAUAUGGUGACACUACGGGUUGGAUGACCCGGGAUGAGCUCCGGGGAGGACCCUUCCAAAUAUGACUGAUAUGACUCAUGAUGUCUACAACACAGGUGAGGAUGACUUCUAGGAUACGUCGGAGGACCCUCGGGCGGAGUAGAUGCCGAGGCAGGAUGGACGCAUGGUACUGUCCGUUGUCCGGGAGUGCAGAGCAUACUACAGUUACCAAGAGAGAUUUUUGUUUCUUUACCAUUCGAGAGGGGAAUGUUUGGGGAGUUAUUGUUCUUAUUUGGUAAACAUUUGUUGAUACGGUCAUGUCUAUUGGUUAGGAUAGUUUCUGUAAUGGUACUGCAUUAUGAUCAUUUAACAAGUAGUUGAUGAGAGAGAUUAGUAAAAAAAAAAAGAGAAAUAAACAGAUAAAUCUAGGAUGUUUCAGUUGGUAUCAGAGCCCACUCCUAAGGGACAACAUGCGCCAUCCAUCUCGUAAGGAAUUCGACUACUUCACCCAACAAGUUUGUAAGAUUUAUGUUAUUAUAGUUCUUCAUUUAAUGUUAUAACUUAGUCAUGCUAUGAUUGAUAUAUUGAUAUGUAUUUAUUAGACACAAAUGAGAUUAAAUUGUAAAUAUACAUGUUAUGGCUGGUCGAAGGAACAACGGUGAUAUAGGUGGUCAGAACAACCAAUUCCUAGAGGGAUUUACUGCACUCCUACGGGAGCAGAACCGAAUACUUGGGGAGCAGAUUCAACAACUAUUGCAGGUUAGGGAACAGGAGAGCACACCUAGAUGUCCUACACCCAGUGCACACCCGGUCUACAAGCAAUUUCGGGAGCUAGGACCGACGGAGUUUAAAGGCACCACACAUCUGAUCAUUGCAGAAGGAUGGAUUCAAUCUCUGGAGAUGAUAUACGACUUCAUGCAGCUCACAGAUGCGGAUAAGGUCAGGUGCACGAUAUUUAUGCUGCGAGAUAAUGCACGAGUAUGGUGGGAAGGUGCAUGGUUGACUGUUGAUUUGGCUACAUUGACAUGGGCUAAUUUCAAGGAGGUAUUCUACAGGAAAUACUUCACUACUGACAACAGAACCUGGCUGGCAAGGGAGUUCUUGGAGCUUCGCCAAGGAGAUUUGAUGGUGGCUGAGUACGUCAGGAGGUUCGAGAGGGGGCGCUACUUUGUACCCAUGAUUGCCAGCCAACCAGUCUAGGAGCUGAAGCACUUUAUAGAAGGAUUGAGAGCUGCCAUUCGUCGUGACGUCAGACUGAGUCGGGUCACCACAUUCAGGGAGGCAGUUGACCAGACAUUGAUGUCUGAAAGGGAUCAACAGGAGCCGGGCAGAAAGAAGUCAUUUCCUAGUCAGUAUCAGGGCAAGCAACCGCCUAAACAGACACAACCGCAUCAUCAAAUCCAAAAAUCACAACCAGCUGAAGGUACUGCUUCCAAGGUUGAGAACAAAGUUCAGUGCCUUGAGUGCGAGAAGAUUCAUGUUGGAUAGUGUUUGACGGGUACCGAUGUUUGCUACAUGUGCAAAAAGACAGGGUAUUUUGCUAGGGAUUGUCCUCAGCUCAAGGAGCCAACCAAAGGAAGGGUAUUUGCCAUGACUCAAGAGCAGGUGGAUCUAGAUGUAACGCCCGCCUUUCCAUGGACACUCUGACUGCCCUAGAGGGACGGGGUUACUUACAUUCACCUAACAUACUAGUGCAUAUGAACU
Messenger RNA from Zingiber officinale, 1706 nucleotides. RefSeq lists its product as uncharacterized. The transcript has 2 exons. The record is from RefSeq and is a predicted model, not a curated record. Bases 639 to 1202 code for a protein of 187 amino acids. Lineage: Eukaryota; Viridiplantae; Streptophyta; Magnoliopsida; Zingiberales; Zingiberaceae.